AUGCUGUCCUGUAUACUGGGCUGUGGUAUCCAACACGGAGCUCCGAGAAAGAAAGCUGUCAUGCUGCUAGGUCCUGAGAGGAAUGGAAAGUCUUUCAUGGCUGAUGCCGUGGCCGGGGAGCUGAAUGCCAUCAAAAUCGAUAUAACUCCCGAGGUAUUCACCGCAGUCAUCAGCCGUCCUCAGAAGAUGUUGAGCCAAGUGUUUACAACGGCGAGGGCUUUCCAACCUGCUGUGGUCUUCAUGAAAAAUGUUGAAAGGGUGUUUACUGUCAAGGUACCACCAGAAGACAAGUAUUUACAAGCUCAGACAAUGAAAGGUCUUUUAGGCAAACUAAUCAAACAGAUACCUGUAGAGGACAAAGUAAUUUUCAUUGCUACUUGCUCAAACCCAUGGGUGGCACGCGCUAAACCAAUGGUGAGCAUAUUUGACGAGAUUCUGCUUGUACCGAGGACUGAUUAUGGAAGCUUACAGCAAUACUUCUAUCAGAAACUUCAAAGAAUCAGGAGUAUCCCUCGUGACUAUAAUGUCCAGGCUCUGGCACAGCUGCUGCAGGGGUUCAACUUCGGAGACAUCAUACAGGCUUACGAAGAAGUCAUGACUCCUGACAGAAUUGUCAGAUUAAAUAUCGAACAGCUCUCCCCUGGAGAAAUAUUGGAAGUUUUAUUGCAAAAGGACUUGGAACCUUUGACGAUGGAUGAAUACCAACGAUACGUGACAUUCUUCCUGCAGUACAGCUGGCUUCGAACUGAGAGGGAAACAUAUGACAGGAUCAAUUGGUUCAGAGAUGAUAUGUACAAGAAACAGGCGAAGAAGGAAAAGGCCGAACAACAACAACAUGCAGCUUAG
This is a messenger RNA of Helicoverpa zea (corn earworm), 846 nucleotides long. Its product is annotated as IQ and AAA domain-containing protein 1-like. Gene Ontology annotation, molecular function: ATP binding; ATP hydrolysis activity. NCBI's taxonomy places the organism in Eukaryota, Metazoa, Arthropoda, Insecta, Lepidoptera, Noctuidae. The transcript has 7 exons. Bases 1 to 846 code for a protein of 281 amino acids. The record is from RefSeq and is a predicted model, not a curated record.